AUGACCAGCCACACUUGGCUGCCCCUCUUCCUAGCCAGCUUAACGCUGGCUUCUGCCACCCUCAGUGGACUAGAGCGAUUCAAACGUCAAGCAGAUCAGCCAAAAUCUCAAUUCAAUGGUCCAUCGUUCGACAGCUUUGGCAAUGAUCCAUUAGCACCGAAAGAUUCACUAGACAAAGUGACCACCUUUGCCAACAAUGUCAUGGAGAAGAUGGGCAUCACGUGGGGUGGAGAAGAUCGUGAGGUUCGUCGACGUGAACCACCACUGCCUUCUUCAUUGUAUCAAUCUGACGACCUUAAUAGUAUCGUUGAGUCCGCUGGUCAAGAAAGAAUCGACCUUCAAGGUCUGGCUUCUGGCCAAAUCCCUGGCCUAGCCCCAAUCCCAGUCCCCGGCUUCCCAGGCGAAAGCGACAACCCAACCGUGCCUGGCGUGAAUACUAUUCCUGGACUAAGAAACUUUAAUUAUUUGGUUGGACAACUGAUUCCUCAAAUGAUCCCACCUACCAACACACUGUUGGGAUCAUCGAUUAGUCGAUUGUUACCUAAAGAUACCACCAAGAACUUGGCCAAGAAUGUGUUCAGAGCUGUACAUCCAGCUGCUGAGAACGUUGAUGUGGCUAGGAUGAUGGGACGAUGGUUUCAAGUUAUUACUUCUCCACAUGUUAUCAGGGAGGCUUGCACCGUGUCACAUUGUAAGUUAUAUUUGACAACGGCAAGAGAUAAUUUUCAAUUUUUCGAAUUCUGUAAAGAAAGUUCCUGCCUUUUUCGUUUUGUAAAGAAAGUUAUAGCCAUUUUUUAUAAAAGUUUUGGCGCUUUUGACUACGUAUUUGCACGUUGAAAUGCGACAAGACUUUUCUUAUAUAUUAAAAAUACAAAAAAUGGCAAGAACUUUCUUUACAAAACAUAAAAUGGCAAGAACGUUUUUUACAAGGCCAAAACCGGCAGGAACUUUCUUUACAAAAAAAAUUUCAAAUUAAAAAAUUUGUAAAAUAAGUAAUGUGAAAACCGCUAUUAAAAUGUUUAAAAAUUUAAAAUCAACAUCGUUUCAGUCGGUGCCCUGACCAACAACACCUACAGCGCCACCUUCACCAUCCUCAAGUUUUACCGCGAAGGCAAUCCCAACGGACCGCCACGCUUCUCACUUGGCUAUGGAUUCAAGGCCGGAGACACUGGCCAGUUCUUGUUGCACAGCAGCAACUCUCCAGAUGCUGAGCCUUGUAAGUUAUUUUAAAAUUUCAAUUUUUUUAGUUUAAAAUAGAAAAAAGGUAAUUGAAAUUAGUUUAAAAAGGUAAAAUACGGGAUUGAUCUCUUUUCCUAUGCUAUUAUAUAAAAAAUUUUUAAAAAAAUAGCCAAAAACAACAAAAUUUGAUUCCGCAGCCUGCGGGUGACAUGUUAUACGACGACUCACCUUAAAAUCCUAAUUCCAAUAAAUUUCAGUCUGGGUGAUCAAGCUAGGUCCAUUGAAUGAAUACAAACAAUAUGAUUAUGCUGUCGUGUCCAAUUGGGUACGAUUCCCAGUGUUCGUGAUUGCCCGUGACCCAGAACGUUUCCAACGUGAACACAUGAAGGGCGUACUUCAGUUCCUGGAAGAUAACAGUAAGUUAACAGUGCAAAGUCUGGCCUAAAUUAUUUUUAGUUUACAUGGCCUUAAAUUUCAUUUUUAAGCUUAAAUUUGAUUUUUGAAUUUAAAAUUUUUUUCUUUUAAAAAUACCUUAAAAAAGACCAAAUUAAUACCUAAAACAACAUAAAUAGAAUCGAAAACAUUUUCCUAAUUCAACAAAUUUAAAACACGUGAUCCUUUAGCUUGAAAACUUUAAUCUCCACCUACUUUUAGAUUAUAUUAACGUAGCCACCAAGGCGUUCAACAUGAUCUCCCCAGUCGACUACAGCCAGUGCCAAUACACACCCACCUUCUCGGGAGCUGGUAAAUAA
Messenger RNA from Bursaphelenchus okinawaensis, 1931 nucleotides. The record is from the annotation of a GenBank genome assembly. Lineage: Eukaryota; Metazoa; Nematoda; Chromadorea; Rhabditida; Aphelenchoididae.